UUAGUAGUUACCGAAAGGAACUACUCAACUAACCAUUCGCUGCAAUCUCACUCGUUACGAAAAGUCGCAGUCUUUAACGGUCAAGGAUCCGCACAGUGUCAUUUCAAGCCUUGCCCUCCUCUCUCCAGACUCGAAAUUUGAUUCAGUGUUUGUUUUCAGCGAUAAAAUCAAUCCUUGUAUCCUUUGAAGAGCAAUGCCAUUGUUUCAAUUCCUACUUGUAGUAGUUUUGGUAUUGAAUUCCCUGGAAAAUGGGAGUGCGGGAAUCACCAGUACUUAUAUCCGUACCGAAUGGCCAUCUACUGAUAUUCCUCUUGACAAUCAAGUAUUUGAAAUUCCCAAAGGCCAUAAUGCCCCUCAGCAGGUGCAUAUCACUCAAGGGGACUAUGAUGGUAAGGCUGUGAUUAUCUCUUGGGUUACAGCUGAUGAACCGUGUUGUAGUAAUGUGAAAUAUGGUUUACUGGACAACAAAUAUGAGUUCAGUGCUCAGGGCAUUGUAACCAACUACACCUUUUCCGGCUAUAAGUCUGGCUAUAUUCAUCACUGUCUUGUUGAUGGCCUUGAGUAUGACACAAAGUAUUAUUACAAGAUUGGAGAGGGUGAUUCUUCUCGUGAAUUUUGGUUUCAAACACCUCCGAAGAUAGAUCCGGAUGCUCCCUACACUUUUGGUAUUAUUGGUGAUUUGGGUCAAACAUAUAAUUCUCUUUCCACUCUGGAGCAUUACAUGCAGAGUGGAGGACAGACUGUCUUAUUUGUUGGGGAUCUCUCAUAUGCUGAUAGAUAUCAACAUAAUGAUGUUGGUAUUAGGUGGGAUUCAUGGGGCCGAUUUGUUGAGCCUAGUGCUGCAUAUCAACCAUGGAUUUGGUCUGCUGGGAAUCAUGAGAUAGAGUACAUGCCAGAGAUGGGGGAGGUCCUUCCAUUUAAAUCAUAUCUUCAUAGAUUUCCUACUCCUCAUACUGCCUCAAGAAGCACCAAUCCUCUUUGGUAUGCUGUACGGCGAGCAUCUGCUCACAUCAUUGUCCUCUCCAGCUAUUCUUCUUAUGCAAAAUAUACUCCCCAGUGGAGAUGGCUUAGAGAAGAGUUGACAAGGGUAGACAGGGACAAGACACCUUGGCUUAUUGUUCUCAUGCACGCACCAAUCUACAAUAGUAAUUUAGCCCACUACAUGGAAGGUGAAAGUAUGCGUACUGUGUUUGAGAGCUGGUUUGUCCGCUUCAAAGUUGACCUCAUUUUUGCUGGCCAUGUCCAUGCCUAUGAAAGAUCAUAUCGCAUCUCAAACAUAUACUAUAAUGUGUCAAGCGGUGACCAAUAUCCUGUACCUGACAAAUCAGCACCAGUGUAUAUAACUGUUGGAGAUGGUGGAAAUCAGGAAGGUCUUGCUGGAAGGUUUUGGGAUCCACAACCAGAGUAUUCUGCCUUCCGUGAGGCCAGUUAUGGUCAUUCUACCUUGGAGAUCAAGAAUAGAACGCAUGCAUUCUACCACUGGAACCGAAAUGAUGAUGGCAAAAAUGUACCAACUGAUUCAGUAAUAUUCAACAACCAAUACUGGGGAAGCAAUCCGCACAGAAGGAGACAUCUUAAGGCUGGUGGACAUGCUGGUUCCUGAAAAUAAUUGAACCGAAAGCUGAUUGAUGCUUUGCACAUACUGGGAAUACUGAAUAUUUUGCAAUCUUGAUAUUCACCAAUUCAUUUAAGAGAGAUUGGAAGGUGCAGCCGACUUGUACAGUUCAUUUGCAGAAAACAUUUUAGCUAUCUGCGAGCUGCAGGAAACACCUAUCAUGGUUUUCCAAUCUACAGCCUCUUCGCAUAGCAUAGAAAAGAACGUUGAAACCUUGCAUAACUUGUCAGUAUUAUAUUGUUGGUUUUAUAAUUUGCACGCUAUUGUACUUGAUAGUAAUAAUACAUCAUAUUUCUAUUUUAAGCAA
Molecule: messenger RNA, 1922 nt
Organism: Manihot esculenta (cassava)
Lineage: Eukaryota; Viridiplantae; Streptophyta; Magnoliopsida; Malpighiales; Euphorbiaceae
Product: bifunctional purple acid phosphatase 26
Exons: 10
Coding region: 194-1603 (469 amino acids)
Molecular function (GO): metal ion binding; acid phosphatase activity
Source: RefSeq, a predicted model, not a curated record